Dermacentor silvarum is the source of this 1997-nucleotide messenger RNA. RefSeq lists its product as uncharacterized. The record is from RefSeq and is a predicted model, not a curated record. NCBI's taxonomy places the organism in Eukaryota, Metazoa, Arthropoda, Arachnida, Ixodida, Ixodidae. The transcript has 4 exons. Bases 289 to 1773 code for a protein of 494 amino acids.
GCCAGAAUGCGAAACCACGGCGAAACUGCCGGGGAUCGUAUCAAUAUUCUCUGCAGCAUCGCCUCUCUUCGACACCCGUGUACGCGCCAAUAACGUGUCGCCGUGUUUCAAAACGCGGAGGUUGCAUUGUCGUUAGUCAGCUUCGAGAGCCUUUCUCGAGACAUGCGGCACCAACGGUGAUCUCGUCUUCGCCCUGAAAUCAGCUGGAUAUCGACAGCCAGUUCCCACCACGGUGCCCUGGAAAAGACACAGCGUUAGAGCGGUGGGCCUCUGUACGUGUGCGAUACCAUGGAUCGACUUGCCGAGUUCGGAGAAACCUGGGACCUUCUCCUCGCCGAAGACCACAUCGUGCUGAAACUUGCAGAAUCGUGGCCACCGGACGUCCCGCUCCCGGAAGGGUGUAAGCUGGAAAACAGCGGUUUCUCGCUGGUCACGAACCAGGAGUCGCUGGUGGCCACGAAGCAAGUGCUGCAGCUCAGGGUGAGAGUCUCGCGGGCCCUCUUCGCCGGGUGUGCGUCGUUCGAGUCCUCGAAGCCGUUCUGCACCGCUGCAGGCGAACUGCUUAGAGACGCCGAAGAGUUGUGCAUUGCGCACAACAGGAACAAAGUGUUCGGGCUCAUCCGCACGUUCCCAAAUGUCAGGGUGCUCGCCCUGCCGCAUGACCUCUGCAAACACGCCCUCGAAGAGGACGAGCCGACCGCGCACUGGUCACCGCCGCUGAUGACCGAGUGCAGUCAGCUGACGCAGCUGCUGGGCAACGUGGAAAGUCUGGGCAGUGCAGGCCUCAUGCUCUCCAAAGAGACCGUAAUGGCAGUCUUGCGAACUUGUCCUCGAGUGUGCCGUAUUGACUCCGACUUUGUCAUGGAGGCAUUUCUGCAGCUGAACGGCUUGCCCUGUUUGACCGCGAGUCCUUUCACCCACCUCGCGCUGUACGCUGCGGUCAUCGGCAACGAGCAACACGUGGCCCCAGCGGGGCCGGAUGACGUCGCUCUCGCUGCGAGAACGUUUCCUCUCGUCGAAAACUUGGAGGUGCUCGUGAGAUCAUUAGAAGCCCUGGACGGGGUGUCGGCGUUCCGGCACGUCCGCAGCCUCUCUGUGGCACUCGGUCCUCCCGUCGUCUACGCCAGCGUGCAUUCGGAACUGCAGCGGAUCCUGCAAAAUUGGCCGCGUCUCGAGAAGCUCACCCUAGAGUUCUGCGGUGGCGUGCGGCUGUCGGAGAUUGCCAGGUUGUGCCCGCGUGUCAGAAGCCUGCGCCUCGCCUACUGCAGAUGGCACAAAGCGGACUCCCCGAUAGCAGCCGACGCGUUCCCCACGCUCGAAAGCAUCGAGUGGAGCAUGCGCAUAUCCGAAGCUGCCUUUGACGCGCUAUUCUUGGCCACGUGCAGGAGGAUUCGCACAUUGAAAUUGUACGACGACAACAGCUGCUGCCAGUUUCUGCACUUCUGUGUCCGGCGAGGCCAACAUGCGUAUUUCUCGCGUCUCGAAGAACUGCUCCUGGCCACGGACUUGCCCAUGCGCGAUAUGAGACUAGAGCCGGAGGUACUUCACCGCGUGCUCAGGGUACUGCCUGUACUUCGACACCUGGCCACGGACAGCUACGACCUGAGGCUGUUCUUCCAGAACUACUGCGUUCCGCACGACCGGGUGUCCUUAUCCUGGGCGGCGUGCGUACUCUGUGCCAUCCACGGCAAGGAGAUCCCAAGCCGUGAAAAAGCGGCGACUUUCGCGGCGGAAGCAGCGGCCAUAAAUGACCAUACCUGUUUGCUUGUAUAAUGAGAACGUACAAAAAAAGAAGACUGAGAGACUCCGGCGACCUUUUGAUUUCUUAAACUAAAGUAAUGUCAACAAUUAGUUGUGCGAAAGCUCCGCUUGCGGCUGAUGGCGACCAAACGUGGCCGGCCAAUGGCAAAGAGCUCUUAUGAACAGUAAGCCUUGUACCUCCGUGCUGUUUAUUCACCAACUUUCAUUAAAGGAUCAAUGUAAUUUUCCAUUCAGAA